Molecule: messenger RNA, 1342 nt
Organism: Amaranthus tricolor (Joseph's coat)
Lineage: Eukaryota; Viridiplantae; Streptophyta; Magnoliopsida; Caryophyllales; Amaranthaceae
Exons: 7
Coding region: 48-878 (276 amino acids)
Biological process (GO): RNA processing
Molecular function (GO): ribonuclease III activity
Source: RefSeq, a predicted model, not a curated record
UGAUUGCUCGUCUAAAUCCAAGUAAAACCCAGAAAAGAUUUACAGAAAUGGCGUUAGCAAGCUGUAGAAUGGUGGUGAGAGCUUCAUGGGAUACUCAACAAAUACAACCGUACAAUCGCAAUGCUCCUCGCAAAACCAAUAAGAAAAACAAAAACAAAAACCAGAAAUCCGACUUAUUAUCUUUAUUCAAACCUUCAACUCCAACUCGUACCUCUCAGGAUAAUCAGAGCUUAAAAUUUGAUGUAGAUGACCUUUUAAACUUCAAACACCCUACAAUUUCUCUCCAAGAACCAGUCAAAACUGAGGACUCAACAUACUUGGGAUAUGAGAGAUGGUUGCCAAGCCCCCCAAAGGUAGAGAAACCUCGAUCUUCACACAAUGCAGCUGCUUUGGCGUAUAUUGGAGACUGUAUAUAUGAGUUAUAUGCUCGGAGACAUUUUUUAGCUCCUGCGCUAAGUAUAGAGGACUACAAUGAUCAUGUGAUGGCAGUAGUACGGUGUGAGGCACAGGAUGCAUUACUUCAUAAACUUUGCAACGGGGAUUUUCUGUCUAUAGAAGAGAGAGACGUUUUACGGUGGGGAAAGAACAUUACUUCAGCUAAAACCCGAACUACAAAACGUGCUGGUGUAGCAGUUUAUAAUAGAGCAUCUUCUCUGGAAACACUGAUUGGUUAUCUAUACCUCACGAACGCUGAGCGCUUGGAGGAAUUGAUGUCAAAACUGGGAUUCUCAGUCGGUGUCUCCAACCAAUCAAUUCUCGAGGGUGUCAAAAUGGAGUUGCAGAACUUGAAGCAAAAGGGACCGAGAGAGAAGAAGCCUCUUCCAAACCGAUCAAAAACGUUGCCGAACAGUAUUGAAGCACAGCAAGCUUUGUUAUAAUGUUCGAAGAACAUACCACUGAUGAUGAUACAUAGACAUCCAGCAGUUAUCAGUUGAAACGAGAGAAUGCAAUGCUGACAAUUUCCUGGAAAUACGACAGUGUUUUUAUGGUCGAAUCAAGUAGUAAUUCAUAUCAUGUAUACCAGUUUCAUAGCGUAUGCGAUGCACAUUGUUUUUUAAUACUUCAAUUUUUUUGGUGAAUCGAGCUACCCCUAGUUAAUAACUAAAAAGCUAAUACAUAAUAAUCAAAAAAGAAAAAAUACAACCUUCAAAUACAAUGGUAGAAUAUAAUAUGGUAUGUACAUGUAUUAGUCUUUAUAUAAAUAUUGUGAAUUUGUACGACCUGUCCUUGACAUAGUACCAGAGCUAGGGAAGCGGCUACAUGUUAGAAAAGGAAUUGUUUUCAAAUUCUUUGUUUUAGGGUACAACUACUGUACAAGCUUAAUUUCUAGCGCAAAUGCAUG